This is a messenger RNA of Necator americanus (New World hookworm), 279 nucleotides long. RefSeq lists its product as uncharacterized. Lineage: Eukaryota; Metazoa; Nematoda; Chromadorea; Rhabditida; Ancylostomatidae. The coding region runs from base 1 to 279 and encodes 92 amino acids. The record is from RefSeq and is a predicted model, not a curated record. The transcript is spliced from 4 exons.
AUGAAUGGAGCGCAUGAAGCGACGGAUGCUUUUGCGGUUUAUACUCGCGUCUUCGCUUCACCUUCUCGUCGAUUCUGCAGCGUCGUUCUUCUCAUCAGUCUACACUAUUGGCUCUAUCUUAGUCGUAUCAGUUUCAUCAGAGGCGUUCUUCACGUAAAUGUAGCUUUAUUUUCACUACACACAUACAUACAUACACGAUACACUGUUACUACUAGUUUACUACAACGUUGCUUAUAUGGAAAAGAUUCGCUGUGCACGCCACUCUGGUUAUUCUACUGA